Messenger RNA from Paramacrobiotus metropolitanus, 2528 nucleotides. Its product is annotated as 3-phosphoinositide-dependent protein kinase 1-like. The transcript is spliced from 11 exons. NCBI's taxonomy places the organism in Eukaryota, Metazoa, Tardigrada, Eutardigrada, Parachela, Macrobiotidae. Gene Ontology annotation, biological process: intracellular signal transduction; peptidyl-serine phosphorylation. The record is from RefSeq and is a predicted model, not a curated record. Gene Ontology annotation, molecular function: ATP binding; protein serine/threonine kinase activity. The coding region runs from base 335 to 2152 and encodes 605 amino acids.
GGUAGUACUGUACUGUAGGUUUUACUUGCUUUCGUCAUUGAGUUGUUGACUUGUAGCAAGUCACUUGUUGUUGGUUUCAAUCCGCAACCCAUGGGCCACGGGAAGAAGCGACUUUACUUAUGCUUCUUAUUAUUCACUACUUUGUGUUUGGGUUGUUUCGAGAUAAUUGAAGUUGCCACUUGCCAACAACCCAGCCGUGCAGGCUCGCGUCUGCAUCGUCAUGAUCGCAUGAAGGAUUCCAUGGGGAUGUCAGCGUGAUAGAACGCAUUUUGACUUGACGUUCUAGUUGCCAUUUGAACUGGAAGUAUCAUUGGAGUUCCGGGACAGCGUGGAGAUGGUUCAGCCGACGGAGGCGGUGUUCAGUGGGAUGACGGCGCAAUCGUUAGUGCCCGGGGAUUCCUCCUCGACCCCUUCCACGACCAGCGUCGUCGUCCCCCAUCGCGUCGUGCCAAAUGGGGACCAUGUCUCGGCCUCCCUGACGUCGGUGGCGUUCAACAGCCCCUCCAGCUCGGCAUCCCUGCUGGACUCCACGGCCUCCAAACCGGAUCUGGCCAAGGGCUCCUCACUGGAUCAGGACAUUGGCAUGGCCGCCAGUGCGUCGGGCGAGGACGCCACAGAUGGGACGGAGGCGCAAGGCGGACCGCCCAGGCCGCCGCUUGUGCCCAAGCGGACGGCUGAUGAUUUUAUCUUUGAAAAAGUGCUCGGCGAAGGUUCAUUUUCCACGGUUUAUCUUGCGCGUGAUAUUCACACAUCCAAACAGUAUGCAAUUAAAGUAUGUGAGAAGGUUCACAUCCGACGUGAAAAGAAGGAAGCCUACAUAAAACGCGAAAAGGAGAUCAUGCAGCUGAUUGGGAUGCAUAACAGCCCAUUCUUCGUUAAAUUAUUCUGUACCUUCCACGAUCAUUAUCGCUUAUAUUUUGUGAUGACCUACGCCAGAAACGGCGAAAUUUUGCCAUACCUCCAUAAAGUAGGCUGUUUCGAUGCCGAAUGUACAAAAUUCUAUACCGGCGAGGUUGUACUAGCGCUGGAGCAUUUGCACAAAUUGGGUGUGAUUCAUAGGGAUCUUAAACCGGAAAAUAUUCUAAUGAACGAACAAAUGCAUGUACUCAUUACGGACUUUGGUUCGGCGAAGAUGAUCGAUCAACCAGACACCAGGGUGGAUGUUCCCGUAGUUUUAGACGAUGAUGAAACACCCGGGAUGAGACCGCGACGAAACUCCUUUGUAGGGACGGCUGAUUAUGUCUCACCGGAAUUGCUCACCAAUAAAGACACCACCAUCAGUGUGGAUUUAUGGGCGCUUGGUUGUCUUGUGUACCAGCUUCUAGCCGGAUUACCUCCUUUCCGAGCGGCAAAUGAAUACCUGAUUUUCCAGAAGAUUCUGAAGCUGGAUUAUAGCUUUCCUGAUGGUUUCAACGAUGUGGCUAAAGAUCUGGUACAGAAAUUAUUGGAUGAGGAUAGUAAAAGGCGCCUCGGAUGUCCUGAAAUGGGUGGCUAUCCUACCUUAAAGGCGCAUCCGUUUUAUGAAGGCUUGCCUUGGGAGAAAUUGCACCUCAUGAAACCGCCUCCCAUAACGCCUUACCUCCCGGCUAGCGGUGAUAAUGAAGAGCUUCGCAGUGACUUUGUGAUUUCGCCAAACGUGCGACCCGGCUUCGAUGAGAAGCAGUUGAGUAGGCUGCUCGAUUUACAACUGCGCGAUAGCAUAUCGAAAGGUUCACCCAUGCCCACGCCGUCUCCCGCUCCAACCCGCGGCGGUAUUUUAGACAUACCGCCCAAGGAGUACGCCGAGCGUCUCGCUGCUCAGGCGAAAUCUAGCAUUUGGCAUCCCUUUGUGGACAACCAUCUUAUUUUGAAACAAGGGAUUAUCGAUAAGCGAAAGGGUUUGUUCGCAAGGAGAAGAAUGUUUCUGUUGACGACCGGCCCGCACUUCUACUAUGUUGACCCAGUGGGAAUGGUUUUGAAGGGGGAAAUACCUUGGUCAGUGGACAUGCGACCUGAGCCGAAGAAUUUUAAAACCUUCUUUGUACACACGCCAAAUCGCACGUAUUACCUGGAAGAUCCUCAGGGUUACGCGUUGGAAUGGUGUCGUGUGCUGGAGGAAGUGCGAGCAGAAACCUUUGAUAAGAAGGAUGCAGCAGCAGCUUCCAGGAAGUGAACUGUGUCGUUCGGGCUGGGAUGCUUGUUGAUGGUUGUCAGUUUUCUUGCAGUGAAGUUAACGUAAUAUUGCAUUGUUUCCGCAACUAAUGGUCGCUUUGCGAAACGCUUAGUAAAGCUGAAAGGUUUUUUUUGCACUUAUAUGAUGACGGGGUUGUUACUCAGCAGCACACUCCAUGCUAUUGUCGUGGCGCGUUGUGUCUUACAGAACAUAGCUUCGAUUUCAUGGGUUCACCAUGCAAGAAACUUUAUAUGCUUUUUCCGCGGUUAUCUGGGCGAAUUAUUUAUUAAACUCAGCAGGAGAAAACAGUUGUUUUUGUCCCGACUGGCAGAAAAAACUCCCUGCAAUGUGUUUGCAGCCUCCAUCUAAUUUCGUU